GAUGGCUGCCAUCAUGGUGUAAGCGAGGCACCUCGUUUUUCGCGUGCUAAAUAACCACGGUCACCCAAAAGCCCUCGAAAAAGUCUCGACUUACAUUUUCUACCCCCAAGAACAAUCAAGCAAAUUAAAAAAAAAAAUGUCAGUGUGUGUUCAACAAAUUCCGGGAUUACGAUGAAUGAGUGCAAACAGUGUUGUCAAUGAUACUAGUGAAUUGAAUGCGUUAUUAGAAUCGUCAUCACCUCCGUUAAAUGCACCCCAACUAAGCAAUGCCAGCGGUAAGUGUGUGUGACCCAGUCACCUCAGCCCUCCGGCACUCGCUGGACAUGCAAACAAAAUCCCCCGACGACAUAGCCGUCUCCCUCGCGAGCAAUGCCUCUCGCAUCCUCCAAACAGAAAUUGAUUACGAGGAGGCCGAUGGCUACCAAUCAAAGGUCCUGGACCACCUAAAAGCCAAGUACAUAGUCCUAAGCCUCCCACCAGAUCCCCCAGACUCGUCAAAGCCAAAAGAGCAAGCCUCAAAGAAGCCUCAAGAGCCCAAACGAACGGGUCCCUCCUUACCAGAGCCCACGACAAUCCUCUACCAGCCCAGCAAGAUAACCCUCGGCUGGAAGGGCACCCUCCCCGUGGGCUCUGGCAUGUACAAUGUCGGCAAUACAUGCUACCUAAACAGCACCCUGCAAGCCCUGUUCCACGUGCCAGCCCUGGUCAACUGGCUGCUAUCCGAUCCACAUCACACCUCAAAAUGCGAUCAUAACGAGGCUGGAGGUGAGUGCCUUACCUGCGCAAUGUCAAAGACAUUACAAUUCAGCCACGAAAAAUCCGGCAACGCCAUAAAACCUUUUUACAUCUACAACAAGCUAAAACUAAUAUGCAGAACAAUGGUGCCUGGUCAGCAAGAGGACGCUCACGAGUUCUUGAGAUAUCUCUUGGAAGGAAUGGAGAGGGCCUACUUGUCCCGUCACAAAGCCCUCAAACUCGACUCCUACUCCAAGGAGACAACACCCAUCAAUCAGAUAUUCGGUGGUUACAUAAGAACCGAAGUCAAGUGUCUCCAGUGUCGUCACGUAUCUACGACAUUCCAGCACUUUCAGGAUCUUCUAGUUGACAUUAGAAAAGCAAACUCCCUCGACGAGGCACUGACAAGCUACUUCAGCAAAGAACAGCUUGACAACAAUGACUACAAAUGUGAGGCUUGCAAACGAAGAGUCCCUGCCACCAAGCAAUUCAGUUUAGAAAGACCCCCCAAAGUCCUCUGCGUUCAGCUGAAGAGGUUCAGUGUUAUGGGGGGCAAGAUAUCCCGGCACAUUGGCUUCAAACAGACUGUCGACAUGGGCCCCUACUUGUGGAGGGAACCCGGGGAAUCCCCGAGAAAGCUCAAUUACAAACUCAUGUCGAUGGUCACCCACAUGGGCCCCUCUGUCAAUUGCGGUCAUUACACGGCUGUUGCACAGGUGUCAACGGGACAGUAUUACUCGUUCGACGACUCAUGCGUUAGAUCCAUUAAUCUUACUAAUGUAUUGAGCACUAAUGCGUACAUAAUGAUCUUUGAGAUGGAGCCACAGUCGAGUAAACUGCCGAGCCCUCAGCCGAAGGUGAAUGGGUUGAAUGUUGUCAAGGGUAUAACGAAUGGGAAUGGAAAUGGCGUCAAGGCGAUGAGCCCCAAGCCCUCGACAUCGGGGAUUAUAAACGGUAUGAAUGGGGUUAAGAAGGACGCAAGUCCGAUUAUAGGGCCUCAGUUGCCGCAGAAGGCGAAUGCUCAGAAGAGUCAGUUCAUCGGGCCACAGUUGCCACCGAAGAUGGUGGAGAAGAGCCAGCCGAGGCUUGUGGUUCACAUUAAGAAUGGAAAGGUCUUGAGUGGAAGCAGUCUUGUGCCAUAUGAUGGCUCCAGCGAUGAGGACGAGACUUGUGGAAAAAAUGGUGUCAAUGCUUCCGGUAAAGGGGUCAAUGGGGGUGCUACCAAAGUUAAGGAGGUGAAGGAGAAGGCUAUUCCUGUGGUCAAGGAGGCCAAGAGGGAGAAGGCUAUGAGCCCUGUGGGGCAGAAUGGGAGGACCAGUCCCAAGCAGAAUGGAAAGGGGGAGAGGGUGGAGAAUGGAAAGGAGAAGUGGUGCCCCAUCAGGGUUCACACGGAGGAGAGGGUUCUCACUAAGGCUGCCAGCAGCAUCAAUGGAUGGGAGGUCACCAAGGAUACACCAUCACCUACUUCGGGGGCUACACCCAAUGGAUGGUCCGUUACUGAUAACAAGGAAGAGAGUAGAAAAUCAAAUCAUACAUCAGCACCGAGUGCCGCUGCUCCCCGGAAUUUCAACGGUACAAAUCGCUCGGAGACAGUGUCACAUCUUCUGAAAAUGUCACAUCGUGGAUAUGGAAGCUCAUCGGUUACGAAUUGGAACGGCAACAGAUCUCACCUGGAGCGUGAGGUUGACACCGAGAGGCGAGAGGAGCGCAAACGUCAUCACGACCCAGACGACGAGGAGAUGGACAGAGGUAGAACCAAGAAAUUGAAGAAUCAUCGUGAGUACGAGGGCAGAUCAAACCCUGGCUACAAUCCCUUUCAAGAGUAUCAGAAUGGUAAAACGUGGAAUCGACCUAGCAAUGGAUCUUACCACCGACGAAAUUACUACAACACUUCCAGCCACAAUCGUCCACGUCACGGUGGUAAUUACAGACAGCAUUACCGAUAUCACGGACACAACCGCGAUCACUGGCAACGUAGAUAGAAUGAUAGAAUUAGGGGAAUUUAACUGUUAAUGAGAGAUAAAACGUAAUGGGGAAUGAUUUUAUUUCAUUCUCGAGCAAUAUUUAAUCUGAGAAUUAGGCAUUGCAUUUUUUAUUGGGGUGAUGAUUGUUUACCUCAGGGGGGGGGGAUGACUGUUUUGGUCCUCAGUGGGUCUUAAUUAUUCUGAAAAUGUUUAAACAUUAUUUUCUCUCAUUUGUGAAGUGGCAGAGGAGAAGUUUAAUUCGAAAUUGAUUUUACUAUUUUGUGAAUAUCUACCAAACUAUCAGAAUUAUCGAAAAAUGUCACUGAAACUUUUUUGUAUAUUAUUAAAUUCUGCACAAAAAUUGUCUUCUGACAUUUUUCGAUAAACCUCGUCCCCUCGCACCUGUUCACAAAAGACUUUUCACUCGUGUUUUAGCAAUUGGGAAAUUUUGUAUCGAUUAAUUUGCGAAUAUCUUCAAAACCAUUAGGUUUAUCAAAAAAUGUUACAAGAUCUUUUUUGUAGAUCAUGAAAUUUUCCACAAUAAAGUUCUUCUGACAUUUUUUGAUAAACUUCAUCCCCUCGAAGAUAUCCGCAAAAUAAUGCACUAAUGAUUGCUUUGAAAUAUUCUUCUUCUCUACCACUCAAUUUAAUUUCACACUAUUUUCCAUAUUUGCGACUCUGCACUACUGUAAGAAAUGAAAGACUCAAUUUGCCAUUAAUGAAGAAGUUCCUGGAAGGCUAGACACUUUGAUAAAUAAAUGAAAAAGCAUAUUAACACGUUAAUCCGUCCUAAUUCACUAACAAUUUAAUUCUGCAGAAUCAUGCCCCUUUGAUACAGAAUAAACCCUAGGCUUUUAUCGAAUGAAGCCCACAAACAGAACUGAAUAUACAAUUUUUACAUUCGUUUCUACGUACGAUACAAUUAAUUAAUGAAUAAUGAGUUGAAUUAAACCUGAAUUUUCGUCUCACAUACGAGAAUAAAGGGGAAAUAAUAUUUUCACUUGACGUAUUUCAUCAUUAUCCCCCCAUUAGAGCCUCAUUUUACAGUUAAUUACGAAGAGAGUUAAUUUCAAAGCGGUUCACAAUUGAACUCAUUAUUAUUUUCAUUUUUGUUAAUCCCCAGCGUUUACUGAAGCGUUAAAUGCCUAUAGGCGCUUUCAGCAUUAAUGACUAAGUAAUUAUAAUAAAAAAAUUUAUAAAAGCAAAUAUUAAGGGAAAUAAUGAUUAUUCCUAGUGUAACGAUAGCUGUAAAUUACUAAAAAAAUGAGAGAAAAUGUAAUUUUAAGGCCUUUUACACUUGGUAAAGGGCGCGCUAAACGAAUCGUGAAGAGAUGGGAUGUUGAUGUACACCGGGGGAUAACUAUAAUCCCCCAACGUCAAUUUGUAAUAUUUUUCCUAUGUACCCAGUAUCAAUAUUGAUUGCCCUCGGUGUGCACAUUUAAUAAAUCAUUACCUCGUUUUACUAUUCUACGAAUUAAUACUAGCCAAAAAAAUUAAUAAAAUGCGACAAAAAUGUUAUAUUAAGUAUAGGGGCUGCGUAAUUAAUUGUAAACGACUAGGAAUUUGUGAAUGAGUGACACAUUUUAUUUAAAAGAAAUAAAUUUGAGAAUGCAGUGAUGGAAUGGGACGAAUCGUUUUUUUUCUGGAUCAGUUUUUGUCUGAUAUAUUUCGAUCUGAGGGAGACGGGAACAUUUUCGUCUAGAGAUUUUUUGUAGAGAAUUUUCUCAGCUACAAAAAAGGUCGGAAUGAUAAUUUCGGUAUCUCUAUUGGAUCUGGAGAUAUUCACUAUAAACUGAAAGUAAAGUUGAAUGGUUUCAUUCGUAACUUUUUUUCUGGGGAAAGUUUUUCGUUGAUAUCUCGGAAUCUGUCAGAUAUGGGGCAAAUUUCAUGAGAACUUUUUUGUAGGGAGUUUUCUCAGCUACAAAAAAGGUCUGAACGAAAAUUUUGCCAUCUUUUUUGGAUUUUCAGCAAAAACUGCUUUUUCCUGAAGGGAAAUCGACUUAUCCUGUUCCACCACUCGAUUUCUAAUGAAAAAAUUAA
This is a messenger RNA of Diachasma alloeum, 4739 nucleotides long. RefSeq names its product ubiquitin carboxyl-terminal hydrolase 36 (gene scny). Gene Ontology annotation, biological process: protein deubiquitination; regulation of apoptotic process. Gene Ontology annotation, molecular function: cysteine-type endopeptidase activity; cysteine-type deubiquitinase activity. The transcript has 4 exons. Lineage: Eukaryota; Metazoa; Arthropoda; Insecta; Hymenoptera; Braconidae. Gene Ontology annotation, cellular component: cytosol; nucleus. The coding region runs from base 267 to 2717 and encodes 816 amino acids. The record is from RefSeq and is a predicted model, not a curated record.